Messenger RNA from Prunus armeniaca (apricot), 372 nucleotides. The record is from the annotation of a GenBank genome assembly. Lineage: Eukaryota; Viridiplantae; Streptophyta; Magnoliopsida; Rosales; Rosaceae.
AUGUCUGGUUCUGAGUCUGAGGCCUCUUCUUCCUCUUCUCCUUCAACUGGAUUUCCUAACAAGUGUCCUCCUCCAUCUGCGCCAAUGGUGCAAUUGGUCCCAAAAUCCACUUCUGAUCGACUGCUUCAGAAAUUCUUUGAUGCCGCAGAGUUUGACUUUGAUUAUGAGCAGAGUGGAUUGUGGUCUCCUCCCGUAAAGCGCACCGUGUUCUUGAGCUCACAAGGUAGAAUUUUCACUGAGCAAGAAAUGCUAGCUAAACUUUCAACUCUAAUGGAUGCUCCUACUUCAACACACAAAGCUUGCUGCAGAGAUGCCUUGAAGCCAUUCUUACAGUAUAUUCGUGAGGAUUGCAGGUCAAGAAACAAAUACUGA